AUGGCCACAUCCACCAUGUCCGUCUGCUCCAGCACUUGCUCUGACUCCUGGCAGGUGGACGACUGCCCAGAGACCUGCUGUGAGCCCCCCUGCUGCGCCCCCAGCUGCUGCGCCCCGGCCCCCUGCCUGACCCUGGUCUGUACCCCAGUGAGCUGUGUGUCCAGCCCCUGCUGCCAGGCGGCCUGUGAGCCCAGCCCCUGCCAAUCAGGCUGCACCAGCUCCUGCACGCCCUCGUGCUGCCAGCAGUCUAGCUGCCAGCCAGCUUGCUGCACCUCCUCCCCCUGCCAGCAGUCCUGCUGCGUGCCCAUCUGCUGCAAGCCUGUCUGCUGUGUGCCCGUCUGCUGCAAGCCUGUGUGCUGUGUGCCUACCUGCUCUGAGGAUUCCUCUUCAUGCUGCCAGCAGUCUAGCUGCCAGCCAGCUUGCUGCACCUCCUCCCCGUGUCAGCAGUCCUGCUGUGUGCCCGUCUGCUGCAAGCCUGUCUGCUGCAAGUCUGUCUGCUGUGUGCCCGUCUGCUCUGGGGGUUCUACUUCAUGCUGCCAGCAGUCUAGCUGCCAGCCAGCUUGCUGUACCUCCUCUCCGUGUCAGCAGUCCUCCUGUGUGCCUGUCUGCUGCAAGCCUGUCUGCUGCAAGUCCGUCUGCUGUGUGCCCGUCUGCUCUGGGGGUUCCACUUCAUGCUGCCAGCAGUCUAGCUGCCAGCCGGCUUGCUGCACCACCUCCUGCUGCAGACCCUCCUCCUCUGUGUCCCUCCUCUGCCGCCCUGUGUGCAGGCCCGCCUGCUGCAUGCCCAUCUCCUCCUGCUGCUGCACCAGCUCCUGCACAUCCUCAUGCUGCCAGCAGUCCAGCUGCCAGCCGGCUUGCUGCACCUCCUCCCCCUGCCAGCAGGCCUGCUGUGUGCCUGUCUGCUGCAAGCCCGUCUUCUGCAAACCUGUCUGCUCUGGGGCUUCCUCUCCGUGCUGCCAGCAGUCUAGCUGCCAGCCAGCUUGCUGCACCUCCUCCUGCUGCAGACCCUCCUCCUCCGUGUCUCUCCUCUGCCGCCCCGUGUGCAGCUCCACCUGCUGCGUGCCCGUCCCCUCCUGCUGUGCCCUCACCUCCUCCUGCCAGCCCAGCUGCUGCCGCCCGGCCUCCUGCGUGUCCUUCCUCUGCCGCCCCGCGUGCUCCCGCCCGGCCUGCUGCAGUCUCUCCUCAGGCCAGAAGUCCAGCUGCUGA
Mandrillus leucophaeus (drill) is the source of this 1206-nucleotide messenger RNA. RefSeq names its product keratin-associated protein 10-3-like. The record is from RefSeq and is a predicted model, not a curated record. NCBI's taxonomy places the organism in Eukaryota, Metazoa, Chordata, Mammalia, Primates, Cercopithecidae. Gene Ontology annotation, cellular component: keratin filament. The transcript has 2 exons. The coding region runs from base 1 to 1206 and encodes 401 amino acids.